GGGCAGGGGAAGGAGGCUCGGCUUACAGGUUUUAACUGGGGUUGUAUUGAUGGGGUAACCAGGGAAACGUUGGGGUUUUAUCGAUAGUAACUACGGCAGUGUUACAUCUUCGCCCACCAUACAUUUUAUAGCCAGGUCAGGUGUUAUGAUAACAACAGAAGGAGGAUGUGGAAUCAUUAGCCACUAAUGAUCAGGAGGCGCCCCCCAGAACACUGUUUUGGUGGCUGUUUUGUUUGCGUUCUCUUCACCUGAUCAAAAAACAUGUAUUUUCACUUGUAAAAACGUUGAUACAGUGAUGAUGCACACAGCUAUUGCUAAGAUUUUAAUUUUAAAUAAAGAAGCUUUUGAAAGGUACACACACAAAAAAAGCCUCAAAACGAUAUUUUAAACAAAAAGCUCGGCCUAGCUUUAAAAGGAAAUGGGCAUUGCAAAUGGAAAAAAUAACAUCCCUUUCUCAACUACUUGUGACCUGCGGUGAUCAGAAAACAGAAGAGUGUCAGAUGAGAGUUUAGGGAUGAGUGAAGUGGACAGCAGGAGAGGGCCAGGCAUGGAGGUGCCUGGUGAGAAACGCUGGCUUCGGAACCACCUGCUGUCCCUCAAGACGCUAAGUUUGGUGGUGUUGUCAGUACAAACAUCCACCAUGGUGUUGCUUUUGCGAUACAGUCGCACUACUUCCACACACCAGCCCUACAUCAUCACCACAGCUGUCCUCAUGUCUGAACUGCUUAAACUUGCCCUCUCUUUGUGCUUCUUACAUCUGGACUCAGGUAAAAUCAUGAGAGUGACUCUGAAGCGUUUGUAUGAAGAUGUGCUGCUAAAUGCAUGGGAGACACUUAAGCUGGCCAUCCCAGCCUUCCUGUAUGUGGUGCAGAACAACCUGCUGUUCAUUGCCCUCUCCAAUCUUGAUGCAGCUACUUACCAGGUGACUUACCAGCUCAAGAUCCUUACCACAGCAAUUUUUUCUUGGGUAAUGCUUGGGAAGCGCCUUGCUCCCAUCCACUGGCUGUCCCUUUGUCUGCUGAUGUUGGGGGUCUCUCUUGUCCAGGUUGAUGGAGGAAAUGCCAACAGAAGCACCUCAAAGAUAUUACCUGAAGUGGAGGCCAUGGAGGGAGCUGAUCCCAGUUUGUUGGGUGGAGCUGAAGGAGGGGAAGCUGGUGAAGGAGGAGGGGAAGUACACCCUCCUGAUGCUCACAAUGCAGCUCACCCAAACACUGAGGUGCGGCGUCUCUUGGGCAUCCUGGCAGUGUUUGUGUCCUGCAUCUCCAGCGGGUUCUCUGGAGUGUACUUUGAGCGCCUUGUCAAGAAAGGGAAGCAGACGUCCCUCAUCAUCAGAAAUAUCCAGCUGGGGGUGUUUUCCAUUGCAUUUGCUGUGAUGGCUGUGAGUGGUGACAGCAGAGCAAUCAGGGAGAAUGGCUUCUUUCAGGGCUACUCUCUUGCUACCUGGCUGGUGGUGCUAAUACAGGCUUUUGGUGGACUGAUGGUAUCAGUUACAAUGAAGUAUGCUGACAACAUCCUGAAGGGCUUUGCCACCUCCCUAUCCAUUGUGAUGUCCAGCUUGGUAUCCUGGCUGGCACUGGGGGAUGCUGCACCUACCAUACAGUUUGUCAUUGGCGCCUCAAUUGUGAUAUCCUCGACUUUCCUGUAUGGUGUAACACCACAGAGGGAGAGCGAGAUAAGAGAGAGCACUCACCAUGCACCCUCUGCCAGCCCACAUAAGGUAAGGACAAGACUGUUGGCCUUGCACUCCUGCAGGACCACACACACACACACACACUCACAUACAAGAAGACAGGAUGACUAACGUUCCACUCCAAAGAAGAUUGCCAAGGAAAAAAAACUUACGUGAGAUAGUUUGAAUGGAGCAGCAGGAGUGACCAGAAUGGGGAGAUGUUUCCCUUCACCACAAGCCCUGUCAGGUGCUGUAUCCUGUGGCCUAACAUCCCCUUUUUUGGGGGUUGUACUUCACCUGUCAGUCUUGCUGGAUACUGUCUCCCUCACGUGAGUCCUGCUCAGGAUUGUGCCCUACAGCUGUGAAUCCUAGUCAGUGUUCUUUCCUGCACCCAUGAAUCCUGUUUAAUACUUCUGCAGCUACACUUUGCAGAUAGUGUCAGCUGUGGGUUCCAGCAGCUGCUAGCCCAGCUGAGUAUUCUGGGCUAAAUAUGUGAUAAGGACAUAGAAUCCCCUCAUAUGGUUUUAUUGGUUUGAUAAACACAUAUGAAAGACCUCUUUCAAUGUUUUCUCUUGAUUUUAACAAUGUUGUGUUCUGAUAUGGUACGGUCUCACACACACACACACACACACACACACACACACACACACACACACACACACACACACACACACACACACACACACACACACACACACACACACACACACACACACACACACACACACACACACACACACACAUGGGAUCUGGUUGUGGCUUAUGACUGUAUCAAGAUAUACUUUUGCCAAAUAUAUACAAUUCUUAUUGUACAUCCUAGGGAUGUGUUUACAGAGGUUUGAAGGAUGGACACUGGUAAAUACCAAAAUUUGUGUGCACUCAGGUGAAAUAUUAAAAAGUUUGCCGCAUGAUGGAUGUGGGAAGGGGAAAAGUAGAAUCUGUAUUAUUGUGAUGUGCUGGACUUGUAGUAGCACUACACAAUUGUUUUUAGAUUACAAUUGAUUUUAAUAUAAUAUUUUAGAUAUUUAAUGGUCUUAUAAUUAUAAAGUAUACCCAUACACCAUGUAUAGGUUUAUGUCCAUCAUCUUGAGGGCAAGUUCCAUUAGUAGAUAGAAUGAAAGUCCUUUGUGUUGAAGUGUUUGCCUUGUUGUCACACAGAGUCUGCAACAUCUUAUUCUGCUUUAUUGGUUACUGUGAAUGCUUUGAAAUUUGGUCACAAGUUCAAGAAACUCAUAAUCUUUAAUUGUAUAAUUUGGUGUGAAGUAUGUCACAGACCACUGUUAGUAUGUGUUUUUUACAUGUGUCACAUUGUAUGAUUAGUAUUCCUAUACGAUUUCCGACACCUGUAACCUAGAAUUCUGGCAGUGUAGCUUUCUUUGUUAAGUUAUAUUUAAGACUAUGAUCAGUUAACUUUCAUAUAAUGAAGUAUAAAAACUUUUGUUCAAACAUGCAGUGCCACAGUGGUGUGCAGUGUGUUUGUGGAGGCUGUCCACCUGUGUGUAUCAUUGUUCCUUGUAUGUAUAAAGUGACUCAUAAUUUUCAGUUUUUGUUCUUAGGAUGCAAAUUUUGCCUCAGACACACACACACACACACACACACACACACACACACACACACACACACACACACACACACACACACACACACACACACACACACACACACACACACACACACACACA
Molecule: messenger RNA, 3351 nt
Organism: Scylla paramamosain (green mud crab)
Lineage: Eukaryota; Metazoa; Arthropoda; Malacostraca; Decapoda; Portunidae
Product: UDP-N-acetylglucosamine transporter-like
Exons: 9
Coding region: 515-1801 (428 amino acids)
Biological process (GO): pyrimidine nucleotide-sugar transmembrane transport
Cellular component (GO): Golgi membrane
Molecular function (GO): UDP-galactose transmembrane transporter activity
Source: RefSeq, a predicted model, not a curated record